This is a messenger RNA of Trypanosoma conorhini, 852 nucleotides long. RefSeq lists its product as uncharacterized. Lineage: Eukaryota; Euglenozoa; Kinetoplastea; Trypanosomatida; Trypanosomatidae. The record is from RefSeq and is a predicted model, not a curated record. The transcript has a single exon. The coding region runs from base 1 to 852 and encodes 283 amino acids.
AUGCAUUGCGUGGGGGUGGGGGACGGGACAAGUGGGGAAGACGGACGUCGUCAGGGUGAGGCAACCGGCGUGGAGGGCCCGGGGUCAGAUGACGGCAUGUCGCAGAGGGAAGAGGAGUUUGCAGAGGUGAGUCCCUCGCUUGCAUGCUCGCAGGUUCCAGCUGGGCUCCACACAGAGUGUGUGGAGGCUGUGCGGCAAGGAGCCAGUCCGACAGCGUCUUUUAUUGGCAAUGCCGCAUCGCCGGAUGGUACAGCUGGCGCUGCCGAUUGCGAUCGAGGCGGAGACUCUGCGUGCGAAGAAUUCCAGGUGCUGUUGGCAUGGGGCGGCAGUUCCUGCACCUCUCCCAAGAACAUCACUCAUGCCCUGCUUCCGGCUGAAGAAACGGAGGUUGAGAAGUUGCAGGCAUCGGUUAAUCUUGCCAACUCCGGCCAUUGCGAAAACAGUUUGGUUGGGGGCGAUUAUGCGGGGCUUUCAUCGAGUUGGGCGUCGAGGCAACAACGGCUACAAAAUAGGUCGGAGCACUGGCGACAGCACGAGGCGGAGGCGUGGCGACGAAAGUACGAGCAGGCUGUCUCCGCGAGGUCUCCGGCGGUGACAAUAAAGAUGCCCCCAGUAACAAAAGGGACCGCGCUACAGAAUUGCGGUGAUGAUGCCGAUAAGGCCAACUGCGGGAGUGGUGGUGUAAUCAGUGACGCAGAAUAUUGUGGUGAUGCACCAGAGACGCGUAGCAGACGGUUCGGCUCACUAGCUACUCGGCGACUGUGCCGGCAAGACGUGGAAUCUACAAGGCGUGAGGACGACGAGACGGCCGUUCCUCUUUGGCAGACAUUCUUAGGCAAUGGAAGCCCAUGA